Molecule: messenger RNA, 2244 nt
Organism: Neoarius graeffei (lesser salmon catfish)
Lineage: Eukaryota; Metazoa; Chordata; Actinopteri; Siluriformes; Ariidae
Gene: mak
Product: male germ cell-associated kinase
Exons: 15
Coding region: 200-2107 (635 amino acids)
Biological process (GO): cilium assembly; intraciliary transport; intracellular signal transduction
Cellular component (GO): nucleus; cilium; cytoplasm
Molecular function (GO): ATP binding; protein serine/threonine kinase activity
Source: RefSeq, a predicted model, not a curated record
UAUGACGACUAUAGUACACGCCUUAUCUGGAGAGACCGGACACACAACUUCAUUAUCUUCUGUCCCAGACAACGGAAAAGGGUGAACUGUCAUAAGAGAUGGCCUGAAAAACACAGUUUGUGGAAUUGUGUAUGUGUGAGCUGAAAACUCCUCCAUCUGUAUCCUUUUCUGGGAGAGGGAGGGAGCUGCAUGAACAAGGAUGAACCGAUAUACCACUCUGAAGCAGCUGGGGGACGGCACCUAUGGCAGUGUGCUUAUGGGUAGAAGCACUCAGUCUGGGGAGCUGGUGGCCAUCAAGAGAAUGAAGAGAAAGUUCUACUCCUGGGAGGAGUGUAUGAACCUGAGAGAAGUGAAGUCACUAAAGAAACUGAAUCAUGCCAACGUGGUGAAACUAAAGGAAGUAAUCAGGGAAAAUGACCAAUUGUACUUUGUCUUUGAGUACAUGAAAGAGAAUCUCUACCAGCUGAUGAAGGACAGAGAAAAUAAGAUGUUCACUGAAAAUGAAAUAAGGAACAUCAUGUUUCAAGUGCUCUCUGGUUUGGCAUUUGUGCACAAGCAUGGAUUUUUUCAUCGGGAUAUAAAGCCAGAGAAUCUGCUAUGUAUGGGUCCUGAACUGGUGAAAAUAGCAGACUUUGGUUUGGCCAGAGAGAUCCGUUCUCGCCCUCCCUAUACAGACUAUGUGUCCACAAGAUGGUAUCGAGCUCCAGAGGUGCUUCUGAGGUCAUGUGUGUACAGCUCUCCUAUAGACAUAUGGGCAGUGGGCUGCAUUAUGGCAGAGCUCUAUACCUUACGACCUCUUUUCCCCGGCAACAGUGAGGUCGAUGAGAUCUUCAAGAUGUGCCAAGUUCUUGGCACUGUGAAGAAGACUGACUGGCUGGAGGGUCAUCAGCUGGCUGCGGCAAUGAACUUCCGCUUUCCUCAGUGUGUUCCCACGCCCCUAAAAACCCUCAUCCCCAAUGCCAGCAACGAGGCUCUGACACUAAUGAAGAAUCUGUUGAAUUGGGACCCGAAAAAGAGGCCGACCGCUGUGCAGGCACUCAGGUACCCCUACUUUCAAGUGGGACAGGCGCUGGAAACACGGCCUCAAACCCCUGAACUUUGUAAGUCGCAGGUGAAAACUGCUCAUCUCAACGAGACCAAAUCUGAGCUGCAGUCAGCCUCUGAGCCAGCCAUGCGGUCUCAGGCCAAGGUCCAUGGCAGGAAUUCCCAUCAGCCCCUGCAGCCGAUCUCCCUGCCUCAGGCCCCCAUUCAGGUAGACUACCAAGCUGACCCUCUGUCACUCAAUAUACAAAAGAGGCCUGUAGCAAAUGAGAACAGCCUGAUGGGACUGAAAAGUGGGCGGAGACGCUGGGGACAGACCAAACUCUCUGACAGCUGGGAUGAGUCCGAUCCUUCAGAUACAGCUGCAUCCAACUCCAAAAAAUUCAGCAUGGGAGCAGAAGAGAACAAGCUCAUCAGUGAACUCACUUCUGAGCCAAAAGACCAAAAGCCUAUUUACACUUUUAACAACGUUACAAAGCUACCAAGUAGUAUCAAAUCGAACUCCAGUCUGCAAAGCACCUGCUCAGCUCGACAGCAUUACCUGCGGCAAUCAAGAUACCUGCCUGGUUUGAUAAGUAAAAGCUCCCCAACAGCUGUAGAAAAGGAGCCCCAGAGGGACCUGUGGAACAACUGGGUGACACAUCCAAAGAAACCACUUGGUCCCAUUGGAGGAGCCCCAGUUACCCGAGUCACUCCAGGAAACUUUAUUAGCACUACAUACAACCUCUCUGGAGGUUAUAUUCCAUCUUUCCAAAAGAAGGAUGUUGGAUCAGUUGGCCAGAGGAUACAGAUUGCACCAAAUGGAAACCAGCAAGCAUUUGUUCUCCCCAUCACUGCUGAUAAUAAAACUGGCAAAACAAAAUGUAUAAAGCCAAAACCUGCUGCUUCCACUUCAUUAAAUAUGAGUGCUGAAGAUGUUGAUGGUUGGAAAAAAAAAUCUCAAGUCAAAGGGACAAGCUACUCAGUCCUGAGGAAAAAUUCUGGCAGCAUCCCCCCUCAUGCAGCUCCUGUCCAACCUGUCCAUGGUCGAGUGGACUGGGCAGCAAAGUACGGAAGCCGUCGGUAGCACAUCUUCAAAUCUUUACAGACUCAGCUUGUGCUAAUCGUAAUGGCUCCAUCUUCUCCAGUAGAUAAGUUUUUAAUGUCUCAAAAGCCACUGUGCAGAUAGUUUUGUAGAAAAUGUAAUUAUAAUUUUUGUAAAAG